AUGGAUCCACGCAGCAUCUCUCCAGCCGCUCGGACUCCACCACGCCCGGUCGUGCGCUCGCCCUGCUUCCUGUUCCCACGCUCGUCCUUGGUUCCAUGGCCGGUGCUCCCUCAAGCUUAGUUUCCAUGGCCGUUCGUCCUGGCCGCGGUUCCCUGGCAUCCGCGCGCGCCCAUCUCUCUGCUACCGCCCUCCCAUGGACGCGCGCAGCUCCCCAUCUCCCACGCGCGCCCCUGCUUCCCUGUUCUCUGUUCCCGGUGCCGGAUUUCCUGCGGGCUCCCUCUCCCACGGCCGUCUCCUUCCCCUAGCAAUUGGCUGCCGCUGCAUCACGCCCAGAAAGCGCUCGACCGCCGUUCCCAGCGUCGGCUUCUCCAGUCUGCCCUGGCUCAACGCUUGGACACCGGGUCCACUGUGCUCGUCCGUGCCCCGGACUCCAUGGCGUUCUCGCCUCCAUGCUAGCUCCAGCCGAGUCUUUUUUCCCAUCGAGCUCGCCCUCAACUCUACAGCGCCGUCUAGCCCGUCGUUUUUCUCGUCCAGUGCUCGCGCGGUUUUACCCGAACCGCGCUGCCGUCUCCUAGUUGCCGUGCUGCCAGCACUCACCCAGCUUCCUUGUUGGCCGCGCCUCUAUACUCUACUCCUACCGGAUGUCGCCUCCGUCAGCCUGUCAUCAUUCAGGCGAAUAUCAAAUCAAAUUGAGAUAUGGUGAGCUGAUUCACUAUUUUUACUAUUAGUUUUAUAUUAGUUUUAUGAUCGUGAAAUAAGACGCUUGAUAUGUGUAUAAAGUUUAAGUUAGAAAUACAUGUAACAUCCUAAAUGUCGAUUUUAUGUUACGUCGGGAGAUCUAUCCUAA
Messenger RNA from Zea mays, 847 nucleotides. RefSeq lists its product as uncharacterized. The coding region runs from base 194 to 703 and encodes 169 amino acids. The transcript has a single exon. The record is from RefSeq and is marked predicted. Lineage: Eukaryota; Viridiplantae; Streptophyta; Magnoliopsida; Poales; Poaceae.